This is a messenger RNA of Aspergillus ibericus CBS 121593, 7407 nucleotides long. It is a transcript of the gene pyr2, whose product is annotated as non-reducing polyketide synthase pyr2. Lineage: Eukaryota; Fungi; Ascomycota; Eurotiomycetes; Eurotiales; Aspergillaceae. Gene Ontology annotation, molecular function: phosphopantetheine binding; 3-oxoacyl-[acyl-carrier-protein] synthase activity; fatty acid synthase activity. Gene Ontology annotation, biological process: fatty acid biosynthetic process; secondary metabolite biosynthetic process. The record is from RefSeq and is a predicted model, not a curated record. The transcript is spliced from 2 exons. The annotation marks the transcript as partial.
CUGAAAGCACGCGGGUCAUCUGACCUCCCACCCAUCUCAUCCUUUCUCGAGCUCUCCCCGUUCUGCUUCUUUCGUCAUGUCAUUCCCGGAACCCAUCGCAAUUAUCGGAACAGGCUGCCGAUUCCCUGGCUCCGCAUCAUCCCCAGCCCGGCUCUGGGACCUCCUCCAUCACCCGCGCAAUGUAGCCUCCAAGACCCCUGCUGACCGGUUUAGUCAUGACGCCUUCUAUCAUCCUGAUGGCCAUCAUGGCACGAGUAACGUCCCGGAGUCCUACUUUCUCGCUGAGGACGUCCGUGCAUUUGAUGCACCCUUUUUCAAUGUCUCUCAUGCCGAAGCGGAGUCUAUGGACCCUCAGCAACGACUGCUGUUGGAGGUCGUCUAUGAGUCCCUUGAAACGGCAGGCUUGAAAAUGGAAGACCUCCGAGGCUCUGACACGGCUGUCUUCUGUGGUCUUAUGAAUACUGACUAUGGCAAUCUCGCUAGCCGUGAUUGGUCUGAGGUACCCACGUAUACCUCAUCUGGAACAGCAGCGUCGAUGCUGGCCAACCGUGUCUCCUUCUUUUUCGACUGGCACGGCCCCUCUAUGAUCAUUGACACCGCAUGCUCCUCUAGCUUGGUGGCCCUUCACCAAGGUGCAAGUGCCCUGCGGAGUGGAGAGUGUCACCUAGCGGUAAUAGCCGCUGGCAACCUGAUAUUUAGCCCACGAGAGUACAUUGCCGCUUCCAAGAUGCACUUACUUUCCCCCACCGGGAGGUGUCGGAUGUGGGACGAGAACGCGGAUGGCUAUGCACGGGGUGAGGGUAUAGCUUCUGUGGUGCUGAAGCGCCUGGGUGAGGCCAUCGCGGACGGAGACCCUAUUGAAUGUAUCAUUCGCGCCACAGGGGUUAACACUGACGGACGCAGUAUGGGAAUUACCAUGCCAUCUAGCAUAGCUCAAUCACAGUUAAUACGCUCAACCUAUGCCAGCAUUGGGCUGAAUCCGGUACUCCGUCCUGAAGAUCGGUGCCAAUUUUUCGAAGCCCAUGGCACCGGAACGCAGGCUGGAGAUCCACAAGAAGCCACCGCAAUCUAUGAGGCGCUCUUUGGAGAUUUGUUGCCACCUAAGGAAUCGUCUGAGGAACUUCUGUACGUGGGAUCGAUCAAAACCAUCAUUGGCCACACAGAAGGAGUCGCCGGCUUAGCGGGCGUUAUAAAGGCCUCCUUAAGCGUUCAGAAAGGUAUCAUUCUCCCAAACAUGUGCUUAAAACGCAUAAACCCCGUCAUUGCACCUCUCACAUCUCGACUUCGUAUACCAACCGAGCCAAUUCCGUGGCCUAGCCUUGCCCCGGGCGUUCCUCGCCGGGUUUCGGUCAACUCGUUUGGGUUCGGUGGAAGUAAUGCACAUGCGAUUAUUGAGAACUAUGCUCCACCCACGAAGCUCGCCUUGAGACAUACCUUGUCCCCUCAGAUGCUCCCAUUUACUUUCUCUGCAUCUACAGAACAAGCGCUCACCAAUGUUCUGGAACGCUAUGGUGCAUUUCUCCAAAAUAACCUUGACGUCGAUUUGGUCAGCCUGGCAGAGUCUCUCCUAAAGCGACGAUCAGUAUUGAUUCACCGAAUAAUUUUUACAGCGGCCUCAAUCGGAGAUCUGCAAAACAUGAUUCAGGUAGAGCUCGAGAAGCGGAGGUCAGCGAUAGCCUCUCCGUCUACUGUGUCUCAACCUAAAGAUGCUCCGAGGCGAGUAUUGGGUGUUUUCACUGGUCAAGGCGCGCAGUAUCCGCAGAUGUUUUGGGACCUAAUCUCAGCCAGUCCACGAGCUCUUACCUGGAUGACAGAGCUUCAAGAAUCUCUGGAUAACCUUCCAUCACAAUACCAGCCAGACUUUUCGAUGGUCCAGGAGCUUUCAGCCCCCGACUCAUCCUCAAGGCUUCAUGAGGCAGCCGUGUCUCAACCUCUUCGCACCGCUAUUCAGAUCAUACAAGUCAAUUUCCUACGAGCUCUCGGCGUAAGCUUCUCCGCGGUUGUCGGGCACUCCUCGGGCGAAAUAGCGGCAGCUUAUGCCGCUGGCGCUAUCAAUGCAUCUGAUGCAAUCCGGUUGGCGUAUCUGAGAGGCCUCAUGACCAAAUAUGCUGGCGCCAAUGGCCAACCUGGGGCAAUGCUGGCUAGCGGAAUUCCCUGGGAAGAAGCGCAGGCACUGUGUGAUGAAGGCUUCGACGGGAAAGUUAGAGUUGCUGCAAGCAAUUCUCCUGUCAGUGUUACGUUCUCCGGGGACUUAGAUGCUGUGCAGGAGCUUGAAUGGAUGUUAAAAAGCUUAGACCUCUCAGUGAGGCGCCUCCGUGUGGAUGUAGCCUACCACUCCCACCAUGUGGUGCCAUGCGCUGUACCCUACCAUCAUGCUCUCGAGGAAUGUGAAAUCCGAGCAUAUCCUGUGAUGGUUAAGUGGUUUUCGAGCGUGUACAAGAGCAAAGAAUUGCAGACAGGAGACCUCAGUCCCCAAUACUGGUGCCACAAUAUGCUCCGUCCUGUAUUAUUCUUUCAGGCAGUGAAUGCAGCAUUUGCAGACAAUCCCGACAUUGAACUUGUGGUCGAAGUUGGCGCACAUCCUACGCUCAAGGGGCCGAUUUUGCAAACCCUAUCUGAUAUUAAGGGCUCGGAGCCUGAGAUAGCCUAUCUUGGCCUGGCUGAGCGUGGGGCCAGCAGUCCGGAGGUAUUUGCUAGCGCCAUUGGUUCCUUCUGGACACACCUGGGACCAAACCUUGACAUACAACGUUAUAUGUCUCUAUUUGAUCAUUCAUAUGGAAGCCGCUUUCUGAAAGGCCUGCCCACGUAUCCUUUUGACCAUUCACGAUCUUACUGGACCUUAUCACGCCUUACCAAUGCCCGCCUGCACUGCAUUGACCCACCGCAUCCUCUUUUGGGAGCCCUCAGCCCAGAGACAGGUGAAAACGAAUGGCGCUGGCGCAACCAUUUGAGCCGGACACAAUUGAAUUGGCUUAGCAACCAUCAGAUCCAGUCUCAGGUCGUAUUCCCUGCAACGGGAUAUAUAGCCAUGGCGUUGGAAGCAGCUGCAAUAAUGGCGCGUGGUUUAUCCCUACGUCUAGUAGAACUCGAUAAUGUGUGCAUCAAGCGCGCUAUUCCCAUCCCUGAUGAUCCAUGUGGAGUGGAGACUAUCUUCAAAGUGGAGCUGAUAGAAUGGAAGGACAAUGUUGUCCUAGCAGCCUUCCAAUGCUAUGCAAGCCUUGCUGGGACUCUGAGGACAUGUGCUUCGGGAAAACUCACUGUAUUGCUGGGCGAAAAAGAUCCUAUGUUACUGCCUCCUAGAUCUUUUCCGGUCGCGAUAUCACGGCCAGUAAACAUUAAUUCUUUCUAUGCAUGCUUGGACAGGUUUGGGUUAGGCUACAGUGGUGCUUUUCGGGGGCUGAAGGCUCUUACUAGACAGAUGGAUGGGUCAAUGGGUAUAGUUUCAGGGAACGACCUGACGACGUCUUUACUCCUACAUCCAGCGACCUUGGAUUCCAGCUUGCAGGGCCUGCUAGCUGCGAGAAGCCCUGAAGAGCUUCGCAUGCUACAUAUUCCUGUGUCUUUUGAGCAUAUCGCCAUAAAUGCACUGUUGUGCAGGCAAGCUAGGGAUGAGAUUUCCAUUGAGACCUUUCUCUACGAUGUCAACCCUGACGGCAUGACGGGUGAUAUAAACGCGUUUGACAUCAACGGCCAUGGAAUUUUUCAAGUCGAGGGUUUCCAUGUCGCUCCGCUCACAGCUGCUGAGAAUCGUACCAUGUUUUCAAAGAUUGUUUGGGGGCCACUUCUACCUCGGGCUAUUCCGAACAACACAUACCAAGAUCCCAAGACCCAGGAAGAACUCCACUGGGCGGAACGCUGCGCUCUUCUAUACAUGAGAGAUGCGCGGGAACAGCUGGCUUUCAAAGGGUGCGAGCAUCUUGACUGGUACCGUUCUCGUAUCAUCGCAUGGAUGGAUCAUGUUCUGUCCACAACACAGAAGGGCACCCAUCCGAUUUGCCGUCCAGAAUGGCUAGACGGCACUAUAGCUGACCUCAUAGAUAUGGCUCCCGCAGCCAGCAAGGCUUGGUCUUCUUUACGGGUAGCAGGGGAGAAUUUGCUACGGUUUAUUAGAGGAAAGAGUGUGACAGGCCAGCAAUGUAACCUCGAUGGGGGCUCUAAUCUGAAGGACCCUUUCGAUACCAGGUUCAGCAACUCGCAACUUGCAAUGUUCAUUGGGCAGAUUGCUUUUCGCUUCCCUCAAAUGAAAAUUCUACAAGUUGAUGCAGGAAGUGGCUCUGUCACAGAAUCGGUCCUGAAUGAAAUCAACCUAUCAUAUCACUCAUACACAUUCACAGACACUUCCCCAGACUUGUUUGAGGCGGCACAAGAGACUCUAGCUGAACACAAAGAUAGAUUGGCCUAUCAGGUACUUGAUCUUAUGUCGGACCCCUGCAACCAAGGUUUCAUAGAGCGCUCCUAUGAUCUUGUUGUCGCGGCCGACACAACGUAUAACACCAGAGGCCUGGUGCAGGCUUUGGCGAAUAUUCGACGCCUGCUCAAACCUGGUGGGUAUCUGGUUGUCCGUGCUGUCACUAAUACCAACAUCAACCGUCUUGCACUGAUCAGUUGUUUUGAGAAGUGGUGGUAUGAUGAGGAAGGCCACCCACAAAGUCCAGUCAUUAGUCUCCAGGAAUGGGAGCGGUUACUUGAAAACACAGGCUUUGGUGGAUUCGAAGCGAUUUCCCCAGCAGGUCAACUCGAAUCCGGCUCAACCUUUGUCACUCAGGCGAUUGGUAACCGCACCCAACUACUCCGGGAUCCCUGGAAUUUUUCAGGGAUCUUACCGGAUAGCCUGCUGCUGAUCGGUGGUGCAACAGAGGCAACGGCGGGCUUGGUUUCAGCUUUGAAAGCCUUACUCGCGCCACGUUUUCAUCACUUGGUCGUUGCGCCAGCUCUCGACGAAUUGAAUCUGGAAGAUAUAUUUGGGUGGUACGUUUUGAAUCUAAGCGACCUAGACUCGCCUUGCUACGAGGACAUUACAUCCAACUGUCUCGGAGGUCUGAAGAUGCUUAUGAACAGUGCCAGCAGGCUUCUGUGGGUAACUGCCGGUCCGGAGAGUAAGCAGCCCUACUGGGGCAUGAGUAAGGCUAUGAUUCACUGCGUCGCCUAUGAGAACCCACAGUCUGUCUUCCAGUAUUUGAACGUGCCCGAUCAUGAAGAGGUCACUGCGCCUACUCUGGCUACGAUUUUCAUGCGCCUAAUUCAUGCCCCUAUGGACAAUGACCAUGACCUGGACACCUGUGUGGAUAGCACGGAGUUCGAGUUGCAGCUUGUGAAUGGGACGCUGCACAUCCCACGUAUCCACUUUGAUGAUUCCAGGAACGAACGGUACUCAGCAAGCCAUCGUGUUGUCAAUGGCUUAGCUGACCUGCAACAUUCCACGGUGCAGGUCAUUCCUCCGUCAAGCAGGUGCAGUGAGCUUAUCUUGAGCGAAAGAUCGAAAUCAGAGCAAGUUGCCAAAGAGCGCCACCAAUCUUAUCGUCCGCUUGCGGUACGAUUCUCAACAAUGACCGCGUUCAAGGUGGAUGGUGCUGGGUUUCUGCACUUGACAAUCGGUCGAGAUGAGAGUGACAAGACACGGUGGCUAGCACUAUCCGACCAGCACGCUUCAGCUAUUGCGACACCGCUAGACUGGUGUUGGCAGAUUCCAGACCACGUGAGCGAGAAAUCGGAACCGGCCCUGUUGAUGAGAGCAGCUGCAGCCAUGUUAGCUAUUCACAUUGUAAACAGGGGAACCCCAAAUACGUCUAUUUUGGUCUACGGAGCCGAUAGUCUAUGCAACGCUGUCUGCGAUGCACUUUCGGAAUUUGCUUUGGGACGAAGUAUCCGGGUAUGUUUCAGCACCAGCGUUCAAACUACUCCGCCGAAGGAAGAUAUGCUGUUCAUUCACGAGAGGAGCUCUUCCCGCACUCUGUCUCGUCUCCUGCCAGCUAACCUAUCUGUUAUUGCCGGAUGUCGGGCGACAUGCGGUGUUUACACCCGAGUCAAACCUCUCAUUCCUGAGGACGUUAUCCACAUAGACAUUGCCAGUAUUAGCAGGGUAUCCUCGAGUUUGCUGGGGGUUCUUGACUCCGUCACUGUCAGGAAGACGUUUCUGGCAGCCUGUGAGUUUGCGUUGCAAACAGCCACAUCGCAGGAAGACGUCAGUCUUGUUCCUGUUCAGAACUUGCAAGGGACUCCACCAGGAGCAAAUCAACUGGGAAUUCUGGAUUGGUCUCGGCCAGGUCCAGUACCUGUUCGGAUUCAAACAGCAGGCUCUAUGAUUACAUUGUCCGCACACAAGACCUACAUGCUUGCUGGUAUGACUGGUGAUCUCGGACAAUCUGUCUGUCAGUGGAUGGUCAGUAGGGGAGCUCGAGCUAUAGUUCUCGGUAGUCGAUCCCCUAACGUUGAUGUGCAAUGGAUUGAGGAAAUGGCAAGUCUGGGAGCCCGGGUCGUACCAAUGACAAUGGAUGUCACUAGCCGCGAAUCCAUCAGUCGCGCUUAUGCCGCCAUCUGUAGUGAAAUGCCUCCAGUUGGGGGCGUUGUCAACGGGGCGAUGGUGCUUAAAGACUGCCUCUUCGCUCAAGUGACACUAGAAGAUAUGCAGAGCGUGAUUGCUCCCAAGGUUCAAGGCAGCGUCAUUCUAAACGAGGUUUUCGGUGCCCUCGAUCUAGAAUUCUUUAUCCUCUUCGGAUCAGCCGCUGGGCCAUUGGGCAAUGUGGGACAAACGGCCUAUUCGGCCGCCACUGAAUUCAUGUCAGCACUCAUCCAACAGCGACGCGAGCAAGGCCUGGUCGGUAGCAUCAUUCAUCCUGGGCUGAUCAAGGGGGUGGGUUAUUAUGAACGAGUAGGUAGUGCGCGUCAGAACAUCAUUGAGCAAAACACAGGCACCCCACAGUUGACGGAGCAGGACCUGCAUGAGCUCUUUGCCGAGGGUAUUCUCGCGGGGCAUCCCGAUUCUGGCAGAGACGCCGAGGUGAUUGCGGGAUAUACAGUCAUUGACACUGCUGAAAAUCCUAACGCAUUGUGGCUACGGAAUCCAAAGGCCUGGAAUCUGAUAAAGCAUACCACUCACCCGGCCACGCCGGCAUCUAGCAGUGAUGACAGCGUUCCAAUCCUGAUACAACUUGAAUCGGCCAAGAGCAUGGUUGACGUCGUCGCGAUCAUCGCUGACGGCUUUAUCAAGGAGGUCCGUUCCAGGCUGCGGCUUUCUACGGAACAGUCACUCACCAAAGUGUCUGCGUUGACCGAUAUGGGAGUGGAUUCUCUUGUGGCCAUUGAAUUGCGACGUUGGUUUGUCAAGGAGUUGUUUAUUGACCUUCCUGUGUUGAAAAUCAUAGGGGGUGCCUCCAUCCACGAGCUGUCCAGUUUUGCUGCCUCGAAGCU